AUGGGACUUGGUUUCUUCAAGGCGCUUUGUUGUAACAAAUCUCAGCAUGAAAUUCCCAUUGACUCCUCUCCCGGCCGCCCUCGCAAGCAGACGUACGAGGAUCAUCUGCACGACGUCAAACCAGCACCUACUUCGCAAGCGCAGGUGGGGCCGGUGCUGGGAAGGCCCUACGUAGACGUAAGGAUGAUGUACGAGCUGGAGAAGGAACUGGGGAGAGGGCAGUCCGGGGUGACUUAUCUGUGCACAGAGAAGAGGACGGGGAGAAAGUAUGCGUGCAAAAGCAUAGCGAGGAGGAAGCUGACGAGGAAGGAGGAGAUAGAGGACGUGCGGAGAGAGAUACUGAUACUGCAGCAUCUUUCGGGGCAGCCAAACAUAGUGGAAUUCAGGGGCGCAUACGAGGACAGGCAGAACGUGUACUUGGUCAUGGAACUGUGCACCGGCGGGGAGCUGUUUGAUCGCAUCAUCGCCAAAGGGAAUUAUUCCGAGAAGGAAGCGGCGGCGCUGAUCCGGCAGAUCGUGACGGUGGUUCACGUGUGCCAUUUCAUGGGAGUGAUGCAUCGGGACUUGAAGCCCGAGAAGUUCUUGAUGACCAGCCAGGACGAUCACGCCCCAAUGAAGGCCGCCGGUUUUGGACGCUCCGUCUUCAUCGAGCCCGGUUUGUGCUCCCCCUUCUUCUCAUUUUUCACUUCCGUAGUAUGGAUGAGCCCAGGCCCAAAUUACGUCAAAUUGAGUUUGAGUACAUACUUAGUGCCUGUUUGGAGUCACAUUUAA
Molecule: messenger RNA, 771 nt
Organism: Neltuma alba
Lineage: Eukaryota; Viridiplantae; Streptophyta; Magnoliopsida; Fabales; Fabaceae
Product: calcium-dependent protein kinase 29-like
Exons: 1
Coding region: 1-771 (256 amino acids)
Biological process (GO): protein phosphorylation
Molecular function (GO): protein kinase activity; ATP binding
Source: RefSeq, a predicted model, not a curated record